Molecule: messenger RNA, 2935 nt
Organism: Penaeus monodon (black tiger shrimp)
Lineage: Eukaryota; Metazoa; Arthropoda; Malacostraca; Decapoda; Penaeidae
Molecular function (GO): protein binding
Source: RefSeq, a predicted model, not a curated record
GCCAGCGCCCGAAACCAAACUGCAGCAAUGUCGAUAAUCUGAUUCAGAUUAUGUGAAAAAAUGAGAUUGAUAAUGCGGAUUAACAUAUCAGUUUAUCACAUCACACCCUCCUGUGGUCCCCAACGUCAGUACACGAUCUUGGCCUUCUUUCAGCACAGCUUUUCCGGUCGACCAAAGGCAAAAGGACAAAUAAAACAGCUUAAGUCGACCUGUGCGCGUGAGAGGCCGACGUUAUGGGCAGAAGACAAUGGCCUCUCCUCCUUGUGCUGACAGCGUGCGGGGUUGGCGGAGAAUAUCGGGAGACGAGGUGGGUCAAGGUCACACCUGACCGGGUCAGAGGUCACCCCGACGAGCAUCAACACGUCAGCAGUGCCUUGCAACUAAGGGCUGACGGAAACGCUCCAGUUCUUGAGUGCCCGACCAGUAGCGUUCGGCAUGCCAUUUUAGACAAGGACAGUGAAGAAGCGUGCAAGCUACGAGGGGGACUUAAGCCAAACUGUCCAGAUCUGUCUGGUCUCAUAGUCUUCCUCAACGAAACGCAGACCAAACAAAAUUUUACGGUGUUGGCUGAUGGAAAAAUCGACGUGUAUCUGAAGGAAUCCAGGCUGGGAAACUUUAAACUGAUGUACAAAUGCCCCUUAUCCAACGAUAGCGUGUUGACCUUAAAACAAAUAGGCGUUGGGAGUGAGCCACCUUCCGAUGUGGAGAACUUAACAUGUAUAUCUGCAAAAAUGGGAUGUCUGAAAUCAUGGACGCAGCCGUUCAACCCUGCCCAAGAUAAGUUUUGGAGCUUUCCCUACAACAAGACAUGGCAUUGCAACAACGGCAACAACCAAUGCGUUGCCACGACUGACAAUGGGUACAGGCCAGAGGACCCCUACCCUACUUUGAUCUUCAUGACCGAGAACGUUCUUGGAGACGCGAAAUUCCCCCAUAUCAUUGACAACUGGGCUGCAAUGUUACCAAAUCCUGCUGAAGACUUGGAGGCCGGAGAGAAGUCUCCCAUGAAGAUCUUAGUGACUUGGACGACCCCUUCUCCCCUGAGGGACUUUCCUCCGGGGCUCCUCUACCGUUUAGAUCUCCGCGGUCUUGACCCUCCUGUUCCUCUCAAUGCUACAAUAGGGAACUACAGUAACAGCAGCACCUGGAAAGUGGAGGCUCAUAUACCAUAUCCAUGGCUUACUUACGAGAUCAAGUUGAGACUCCGCUCCGGACGAAGGAACACCGCUCCGGACGGCCACUGGGAUGAUGGCUGGUCGUCCGACACCGUCAUCGGGAAAGUCGAAGUAAAGCCAACAGCGCCGUGGGCAGCCCCAGAGGUGGACAUCGGGACGUUUCGGGUGAACCGGAGCGAAGACUUGACACGCAUGGAUCUGACGGUGAUGUGGCGCCCUCUGCCCCGCCUGCUGCACAAUGGUCCUGGCCUGCGCUAUGUGGUGAUGUGCUCGGAUUAUAGCGAGACUGUUAAUACUACAGAGCCAGUGGCAACUUUCCCAGACCUACCUACAGGUUCAUACAGUAACGUAACGUCACAGAUAAUCAUCAGCGCAGAAUUACCACCCACUCCCGCCCUCUCUGUGGUCGUCUUCCACAGAACCGCAGGAGAGUAUGAGCUAAGAUGGGACGGAGAAAAUGACUACACUUACACAGUAUAUGCUUGCAUCAAUGACAACUCCAACGCUGACUGCAAGGGGUAUCUGUAUUGGAAAAAUGUAGGAAACACGUCAGCCGUGAACAUCAGCCUGCAAGAAAUGAACCUCAGCCAAUACGCAUCGAAACCGCGCUUCGCUUUGUCGGCGGAAAACGAAGCGCGGGAAUCCAGCGGCAUGGCGUGGGAUAGGUGUUCCUACCCACAGGACUACGACAGCAAACCAAAACCACCUAUUAUCGAGAUUACCGAUACGGAUGAGAACAUAAUUUUGAACUGGAAUCUGUCCUGCAUCAACCGCACUGGGAUAGUGGAGAAGGCCGAGGCUUCGUGGGGCCCAACGCAGCACAACUGUAAUUCGCACAUUUCGAACGAAACACAGAUUCCGAAACACGAUUUGAAGUAUGACACCAACUAUACCAUAUGUCUUCGACUCCUGUACCGAAGCGGUUAUUCGGACUGGUCUACGAAAACAUACAGUAUAAAAAAAGAACCCAUGCCGAUUUGGAUCGUUGGUCUACUGGCCAGCGUCUCUGUGGUGCUUUUGACUUUUUUGGCUCUGAUGGGGAGACAAAUCCUCAGAAACAUUAACAAAACCCACAAAGCGCUGACGAGGCACAUCAACGUACCGUCUGUCUUGACCGAAGAGGGCGAUGGCGCAGCACAGAAAGACCUACACGGCAGCUGCGGUGACCUCGAAACGCCUCACAUAGCACUAGAGGAGGGAAAACGCAGCCCCAGAGACAAAAUACAGUGGCGUUCAACCGACGAUCAAAACCAGGAAACCAGCCUUCAGUCAAAAGAAAAGGAAAAGCAAUCACGCAUACACGGUAUAAACGAAACCGAAGGUCAGCCUGGAAGUUGCAGCGGCUACGUCCUCGCCCACGAUCCGGCUCUGCUCUUCAGCCCGGAAGAGAAACAUGGCCUGGGACCACCUAAUAACAGAGCCGAAAGGACGAGUGUCGACAUGUGUGACGAUAAGAAGGAUGAUCGUUCUCUACCGUUCACUUCGAAGGGUUAUGUUCAGUGUUCAGCGAUGACGGAGCGCCUAAAUAGCUUCCAGUAACAGAUGGAACGUUUAAUCUCACGAUGGGCGAGGCUCAUACGUGAAGCUAGCGGGAUAGUCACAUCCCUUUCUGAAAGGCAAGCAGAUGCUUUAUAGCAAGUAGGCGAAACUCAUAUUUACAGCAGAGAGUUCAGAAUCGCGUGUUUCUACCAUAACCUAGAUGCAUAUGCAAGUGCUUUCUCAAAGAGUAUUGCAUGAGUUAAUUAAGACGUAUUCUUAUC